Molecule: messenger RNA, 7958 nt
Organism: Corapipo altera (White-ruffed manakin)
Lineage: Eukaryota; Metazoa; Chordata; Aves; Passeriformes; Pipridae
Gene: DIP2B
Product: disco interacting protein 2 homolog B
Exons: 38
Coding region: 13-4677 (1554 amino acids)
Source: RefSeq, a predicted model, not a curated record
UGCUACAGGUUUAUGAUGAAUUUCUCUGAGAGCAGCACAGGGGACAUCACACAGAAGGGGUAUGAGAAGAAGAGAGCAAAGCUGCUGGCUCCAUAUGUCCCCCAAACCCAAGGGGUUGAUCCAGCGUUACAGAAGGAAUCCAGACCACCUCAAAUGCCCCCUCCAUCCGCAGCUCCAGCCUCAUCCUCCUCCUCCUCCUCCUCCUCCAAAUUCCACCGCGCUCGCUCCGGGGGAGCCCGAGAUGAACGGUAUCGCUCCGAUAUCCACACGGAAGCGGUGCAGGCGGCGCUGGCCAAGCACAAGGAGCAGAAGAUGGCCCUGCCCAUGCCCACCAAGCGACGCUCCACGUUUGUCCAGUCCCCAGCAGAUGCCUGCACUCCCCCAGACACGUCUUCCGCCUCCGAGGACGAGGGCUCGCUCAGGCGCCAGGCCGCUCUCUCUGCUGCAUUGCACCAGAGCUUACAGAAUGCUGAGUCUUGGAUCAACCGAUCUGUUCAGGGGUCAUCCACAUCCUCAUCAGCAUCCUCUACACUUUCCCAUGGAGAAGGCAAAGGGACCAGUGGGUCACUAGCUGAUGUAUUUGCCAAUACUCGAAUAGAAAAUUUCUCAGUUCCCCCAGAUGUCACAGCAACUACCUCCACCCCCUCGGCCCGGCCGGCGGCGAUCGACCUCCCUCCCUCUGGAAUUGUGAAGGGGAUGCACAAGGGAUCCAACCGCUCCAGCCUCAUGGACACUGCUGAUGGUGUCCCUGUGAGCAGCAGAGUCUCCACCAAAAUUCAGCAGCUGCUCAACACCUUGAAAAGGCCCAAAAGACCACCCCUGAAAGAAUUCUUUGUGGAUGAUUUUGAAGAAAUCGUGGAAGUUCCCCAGCCCGACCCCAACCAGCCCAAGCCCGAGGGCAGGCAGAUGACCCCGGUGAAGGGGGAGCCCCUGGGAGUGGUUUGUAACUGGCCUCCUGCCCUGGAAGCAGCUCUGCAGCGCUGGGGGACCACCCAGGCCAAGUGUCCCUGUCUGACAGCCCUGGAUGUGACAGGAAAACCCGUUUACACCCUCACAUAUGGCAAACUGUGGAGCAGAAGUCUCAAGCUGGCCUACACCCUGCUCAAUAAACUGGGGACCAAAAACGAGCCUGUGUUAAAACCUGGAGACAGGGUGGCCCUUGUCUACCCCAACAACGACCCCGUGAUGUUCAUGGUGGCAUUUUAUGGCUGUCUGCUGGCAGAAGUGAUCCCAGUGCCUAUAGAGGUACCUCUUACCAGAAAGGAUGCUGGUGGGCAGCAGAUUGGCUUCCUGCUGGGGAGCUGUGGCAUUGCCCUGGCCCUCACCACUGAAGUGUGUCUGAAAGGGCUCCCAAAAACCCAGAACGGGGAAAUUGUGCAGUUCAAAGGUUGGCCCAGACUCAAAUGGGUUGUGACAGAUUCAAAAUAUCUCUCCAAAUCUCCCAAGGACUGGCAGCCCAACAUCUCAGCAGCAGGAACUGAGCCAGCAUAUAUUGAGUACAAGACCAGCAAGGAGGGCAGUGUCAUGGGGGUCACGGUGUCCCGGGUGGCCAUGCUGGCCCACUGCCAAGCCUUGUCUCAGGCCUGCAACUACUCUGAAGGUGAAACGAUAGUGAAUGUGCUGGACUUCAAGAAGGAUGCAGGGCUGUGGCACGGAAUUCUCACGAAUGUAAUGAACAAACUGCACACCAUCAGCGUGCCCUAUUCUGUGAUGAAAACCUGCCCUCUCUCCUGGGUGCAGAGGGUCCAUGCCCACAAAGCAAAAGUGGCUUUGGUGAAGUGUCGAGACUUGCACUGGGCCAUGAUGGCCCAUCGAGACCAAAGAGACGUGAGUCUGAGCUCCCUGAGGAUGCUGAUCGUCACUGAUGGUGCAAAUCCCUGGUCUGUCUCCUCUUGUGAUGCCUUCCUGAGCUUGUUCCAGAGCCAUGGGCUCAAACCAGAGGCGAUUUGUCCCUGUGCCACCUCGCCCGAGGCGAUGACCAUCGCGAUCCGGAGGCCUGGAGUCCCUGGGGCCCCUUUGCCAGGCAGAGCCAUCCUGUCCAUGAACGGGCUGAGCUUCGGGGUGAUUCGGGUCAACACUGAAGAUAAAAACUCUGCUCUCACCGUCCAGGACGUUGGCCACGUGAUGCCAGGAGGCAUGAUGUGCAUUGUGAAACCCGAUGGGCCACCCCAGCUCUGCAAAACAGACGAGAUUGGUGAGAUCUGUGUGAGCUCCAGAGCAGGAGGGAUGAUGUAUUAUGGGCUGGCAGGGGUGACAAAGAACACUUUCGAGGUGAUCCCUGUGAACUCCUCAGGCUCUCCAGUGGGGGAAGUGCCCUUUGUCCGCUCCGGUUUGCUGGGAUUUGUCGGCCCCGGCAGUCUGGUGUUCGUGGUGGGGAAGAUGGACGGGCUGCUGAUGGUGAGCGGGCGGAGGCACAACGCCGACGACAUCGUGGCCACCGGCCUGGCCGUGGAGUCCAUCAAGACAGUUUACAGAGGAAGGAUCGCCGUGUUCUCCGUGUCCGUGUUCUACGACGAGAGGAUCGUGGUGGUGGCGGAGCAGAGGCCGGAUGCCUCCGAGGAGGACAGCUUCCAGUGGAUGAGUCGGGUGCUGCAGGCCAUUGACAGCAUUCACCAAGUGGGUGUGUACUGCCUUGCUCUCGUGCCAGCCAACACAUUGCCAAAAACUCCACUGGGAGGGAUCCACAUCUCACAAACCAAACAGCACUUUCUGGAGGGCUCUCUGCACCCCUGCAACAUCCUCAUGUGCCCACACACCUGUGUGACAAACUUGCCAAAGCCCAGGCAGAAACAGCCAGGCGUGGGCCCUGCCUCUGUGAUGGUGGGGAACCUGGUUGCUGGGAAGCGAAUCGCUCAGGCCUCGGGGAGAGACCUGGGCCAGCUGGAAGACAACGAUUUAGUUAAAAAGCACCAGUUCCUGACAGAGGUGUUGCAGUGGAGAGCUCAAGCCACUCCUGACCACCCACUCUUCCUUUUGCUGAACGCCAAGGGAACCACUGUGUGCACAGCCACCUGCCUUCAGCUGCACAAGAAGGCCGAGAGAAUCGCGUCAGUGCUCUGUGACAAAGGACAUCUCAAUGCAGGAGACAAUGUGGUGCUUCUUUAUCCUCCUGGCAUUGAGCUCAUCACAGCCUUCUAUGGCUGCCUGUACGCCGGCUGUGUGCCCGUCACCGUGCGCCCGCCCCACGCCCAGAGCCUCACCGCGACCCUGCCCACCGUGAGGAUGAUUGUGGAGGUCAGCAAAGCCGCCUGUAUCCUCACAACCCAGACCCUGAUGAGGCUGCUCAAGUCCAGGGAGGCAGCUGGAGCUGUGGAUGUGAAAACCUGGCCAACCAUCAUCGACACAGAUGACUUGCCCAGGAAGCGACUGGCCCAGAUCUAUAAGCCACCCACGCCUGAAAUGUUGGCAUAUCUAGAUUUUAGUGUCUCCACAACGGGCAUGCUCACAGGAGUAAAGAUGUCCCACGCUGCUGUCAGUGGCCUGUGCAGGGCCAUCAAGCUGCAGUGUGAGCUCUACUCCUCCCGGCAGAUUGCCAUCUGCCUCGACCCCUACUGCGGGCUGGGAUUCGUGCUCUGGUGCCUUUGCAGUGUGUAUUCUGGACACCAGUCAAUUUUAAUUCCUCCUAUGGAGCUGGAAUCCAACCUUUUUCUCUGGUUAUCUACUGUCAGCCAGUAUAAAAUAAGGGACACUUUCUGUUCCUAUUCAGUCAUGGAACUGUGCACAAAGGGACUUGGAAACCAAGUUGAAAUGUUAAAGGCCCGGGGCAUCAACCUGUCGUGCGUGAGGACGUGCGUGGUGGUGGCGGAGGAGCGGCCCCGGGUGUCCCUCACUCAGUCCUUCUCCAAGCUCUUCAAGGACAUCGGCCUCUCGUCCCGCGCCGUCAGCACCACCUUCGGCUCCCGGGUCAACGUGGCCAUCUGCUUACAGGGAACGUCCGGGCCCGAUCCCACCACGGUGUACGUGGACCUGAAGUCCUUGAGACAUGACAGAGUCCGUCUGGUGGAACGAGGAGCUCCACAGAGCCUGUUGCUUUCCGAGUCUGGGAAGAUUCUGCCUGGAGUCAAAGUGGUCAUUGUCAACCCGGAGACAAAAGGGCCUCUGGGAGAUUCCCACCUUGGGGAGAUCUGGGUGAACAGCCCCCACACAGCCAGUGGUUACUACACCAUCUACGACAACGAGACCCUCCAGGCCGACCACUUCAACACCCGCCUGAGCUUCGGGGACGCGGCGCAGACGCUCUGGGCCCGCACCGGUUACCUGGGCUUCGUGCGGCGCACCGAGCUCACGGCGGCCAGCGGAGAGCGCCACGACGCCCUGUACGUGGUGGGAGCCCUGGAUGAGACUCUGGAGCUGCGGGGGCUGCGCUACCACCCCAUCGACAUCGAGACCUCGGUGUCCCGGACCCACAGGAGCAUUGCUGAAUGCGCCGUGUUCACCUGGACCAACCUGCUGGUGGUGGUGGUGGAGCUGUGUGGCUGCGAGCAGGAGGCUCUGGAUUUAGUCCCUCUGGUGACCAACGUGGUCCUGGAAGAGCAUUACCUGAUCGUGGGAGUGGUGGUGGUGGUGGAUCCCGGGGUCAUUCCCAUCAAUUCCCGAGGCGAGAAGCAGCGGAUGCACCUCCGGGACAGUUUCCUGGCGGAUCAGCUGGACCCCAUUUACGUGGCCUACAACAUGUGAUGGGAGGAGCUGCAGGAGCCCAGAAGGACCAGGGUGGUGAUGGAAGUGAAGCUGGUGAAAUUACUAAUACUUGACCUACAGGUUGAGGUUGCUGCCACCAUUCCCUCCCUCCCGGCCCCAGGGAGCGGAGGGAAUUUGGGAGGCAACUGGCAAACCUUUGUAACAGUUUACUGAACACAUGAGCUUUAGAGAAAUGCAAAGUGGAAAAGUGUGUGAGCUACAAAACCCCCAAGGCCUUUACAGUAGUGUUACUUUUUCAUCCGUUGUACAUAUUUGUAUUUUUAUCUAAUCCCGGGGUAGGAUUCUAUAAGGGGAGGGUUUAUUUAGUUAAGAUAAUAAACUAUUAAGAAAAAGGGUCAUCAGAGUUCUGCAGUUCCCUACUCCAUGAUCUCCUUUGCAUCUGGAGCUGUUCAUCCCCUGGGAUCACACAACUUAUUGACAAUUGUGCCAUGACCAAAUCAAUAACGUACGGAAUCGAAGAGUUACUUAUUCAUAUAGAGAUUUCUGGAAUUUAAAAAAAAAGAAUUUUGCCUAUAUUUUAAAUAUGUAAAUAUUAUUAUACAUAAUUCACUUAGAUAGAAAAUUAACUUGGCUAAUGAGGACAGCUGAAGGUUGAUGUUUUUAAGGACAGGUGACUUUUGUGGUCCUCAGCAUCCUGGCAUUGGCUUAGACACAAAUGUGAGACGCUCCCACCUUCCACAGGUUUCUGAUUUCAUUUGUCUCUUCAUUCUGGCCAGAAGUGUGUCAGAGCAUGUAGAACCUUUGAUAUUAAGGCACAUCUUUCUCCAAGAGAUGAAUUUAAAACGUGGAACUGGGGAGAAAUGGCAAUGCAAGUCCCGAAUCCUGAACUGGAAUGGUGCAGCCUCUGCCUCAUCCUCUGGCUCCAGGUGUGGGAAGGAAAAACAUUCCUUAGGUGGACACACAGGUAACUGCCCUGCUUGUGCCAUCCAUGACUCCUUCCAUCCCCAGGAAAUACUGUAAAUAGGCUUUAAGAAAACUGGGAGCAAAGAGCCCAUCUUCCCUCAGAGCAUUCCCUGGAAAGAACGGGAGAAUCCUGAGUCGGAUGCAAUUUUUAUUUUACAGGGGACAGAGCAAUUGUGGCAAACACAGCGUUCAACAAAGCUGUGCAAACUGCUCUCCCAGCCUUCCACCUCCUGGGUCAGCUCCAAAGUUAGGGAAUGGGAAGAAAGAGAAGCCUUAGAGCAGCAGGUACAAGCUUUUCCUGCUGGGAAGCCCUUCCACGGAGCCGGUGGUUGAGCUUUGACUCAAAAAUGACCUUUUCCGUUUUAACACUUCAUCUUUCAAUAGCAAUUACAUUCCUCUGGGUGCUAAAAUAUGAUUUUGGAAGCCUUGGGGGCUGCUGCCAGAUCCUGCAACAGGGUUUUUUUUUUUUUGAGUCCCACGUGGUAUAUACAGUGUAAAUAUAAAACUUUUCAGAUGUUCCAGAUACCUCAUGCAAAGUUUUUAGGCCGUUUUUAAAAAGGUUCGUGGUGUGGACUCAGAAGAUCCUGUGGCAGUUCCUGGAGCAGGACCCAGUGGAUCCGUGGGCAAAGCCCAGCCAUGUCCUGGAAAAAGAAAAAAAAAGCUCCUGCUGCAUCCUGGUAGUUUCCUCACCGAAAAACAGGAGCUUUAAAAAAAAAAAAACAAACCUCAGAGAAGAAGUUUGAAAGUAUAUUUUUGAAAAAAAAUAAAAAUAAAAAAGAAUAAAUAUUUGGUGGGGAAAUAGCUUUAGGAACUGGAAGUUUUCUGGCAGGUCUGGGCUGAAGGUUCUUUGCAAACACUUCAGUUCACGGGGGGCACGUUUUGGAACCUUUUCUGUGUUUUCCACAGUGUCAGCAGAAUAGGCACCAAACCUUUAAUGUGUUUAGUUUUAACAAAUUGACCACAAAGUGGGGACAGUGACAGGGGAAACUGUGACUAACACAGUUGCUCCUGCAGCUUGUUUUGGGUGUAAAGUGCACAAAGGUGGUUCUCCCUUUUCAGCCAGAAAAUUCCUGUUAUUCCGUGUUCUGUGUCACCAUUUUUGUGUUUCUUGCACAGCCCAGGCCUGGCCGAGCAGCUUCACUCCAAUGUGACCUUUCCAGGGAAAAUUCUGGUGGUCUUGGACCUUUUCCUUUACUCAAAAGCUUUAGUUAAAAUUGUUUCAGCAAAUGCUUUUUGUCCCCUGGAGUGGAUUUUAAGUCCAAUUCCGGGAUUGUCAUUUAUUUUUCCUCGUGAUCCUUCACAAACGAAACAAUGUGUGUGUGAAUUCCAGCAGAGAUUCCCAAGUGUGCUAGGUGGCCUUCCCAAAAUGGCAUUUUUGAAUGAGACUGGAUUCAUUUGAUCUCUUUUCCCCUUUAUUUUUUUGUUUGGAUGGGCACCGAUGGCUUUUCAUGCCUCGGGGGCUUUUCUCUUGCAAUUCCCUGGGUGCUCCAAGUCUUCCUUCCAGCACCUUCCACUUCUCUGGGCUGGAGAACUGCAGGAUGCAGGGAACAUUCCAGGGACAUGGAGCAGCUGCUCAGUUUGGCUUCCCUGGGUGCUUUGUCCCUGUUUUGGCACAGUGGGAAGCAAAGUGCUGGAGAGGAGGAAGGAUGGAGCCGGGACUCCGGAAUCCCCAAAUUCUUCCUCUGGCUCCACGAGCUUUCCACGGGUCAUUCCACUCCUUCCAUUCCUUCCUCUGUGAUUUUUCCAUAUGGGAACAAACCAAGAUCCUUCACUCCAGACAUUGGCAGGGGCAGGGCUGGGUGCUUUUCCCCAAAAAACAGCCUCUCCCCCCUGGUUUGACCUCCCAGCUCCUGGAGUUGCACAGGGCACAUUUUUCCUUCCUCUUGUCCAUAAGAUUCCGAGCUUAGCAACUGCAGUGAAACUGAAAAACUGGGAAUUCUUCCCCCUGGACUAAACUAGUUUGUGUGUCUCACUGUUUCUGGAUCUUCCCUGAGCAAACUGUGUGGGAACAGGUCGGUUUUAUCCUCUUCUGUUGGAAUUUGCACUUCAUUUCUGGUUUAAAUCAACGGAAUUCAGCUGUUUCCUACUAACUGCUCUAAAAUAAGGUUGUAAAAACCAGAUCAAUUUUAGCCCUAGGUGCAUUUGUUUUCCUUUAAUUUCUGUCAACCUCUUUCCCAUUGUCCAAUCCAGACUCCGGCGUUUCUGUAAUUAUGUAUAAAGGUUUUAUUUAUUUAAAAUUAGCUUAGUUACAUUUUUAAAUUUAACACCUGGCUGGACAGUGUCCCAUUAACGCAUUGAUUGUGUUUCCUUUGUCUUGUGUUAAUAAAUAUUGAUGCCUGGUUGCUCGUUUAGUCCUU